AUGGAUACGUCCCUCCGCCCCCAGUUUUUCAUUUCUCGUCAGGAUGGCAGCCUUACCGCCCUUAUUGCAGUGGAUGAACUCCCCCCGCACAUGUCCAUUCGUGGCAUCCCCCGCCUCCUGAAUCAGAACGACACCCAGGGCAUGACCAGCCUGGGCAGUGCAAACCAUCGUGGCCUGUUCUAUUCUGUUGACCAUUUCCCUCAGAACCCCGGCUAUGCAAUGAACAACAUCUGUGACCAAAAAGCACUGCCUCCAGGUCCAAAGAAUGGAAAUCGUCAUGGAAAAGACCUUUUCAAGAAUAAUCACUCCAAUCCCCGUCAGGCUAAAGGAUGUGCUAAGAAGGAAUAUUGCUCAUUUUGGCUUCGCCAUGGAGAAUGCGACUACCAGCAGCAAGGCUGUAUUUUCAAGCACGAAAUGCCCCGCGAUCCCAUCACCCUCGAGAAGCUUGGUCUCAGGGACAUCCCACGUUGGUACCGAGAAAAACAUAAUGUCAAGAGUAUUGCGGCUAGUAUUGAGAAUGCACGGGCUCGCGCGAACCGCUCCAACGUUCAAACUCUGCUUUAUUCUGGAAAACAGGAGCCUGAGCGCCUCGCAAUUGAGGCUUCCAAUAGUACCAUCAAUCCCAACAACAUGGGCCCCGGUUGUGCUGCUGCGCCCCCCGCUUCUAUCUCUGGUCCUAUCAGCCAAGUCAAUCUUGUCAAUGGACCGGGCACCAAUCAUCAUAUCACAGCAAAAAAUAAUGAAGUCUCUUCAACCGAAACGCCUGGACAUCGUCAGGGGUUCGACAUUCCCUCUCAUGGCGGCCCGACUGGAUUUAACAAAGUAAACAUUACCAAUUUGAAAGACAAAGAAAAUACUACAAAUAUGGACAAAGGUUUGCACUUCUACCGCCAAGCCUAUCCGAAUAUCCCAAAUGCUGUCGAGCACUUUACUGCAGCUAAGAAUGGGCAAAUCGGUACCAAUUACCACAUUCGCGCGAUGGGUCAGGCUCAAGCUAGCAGUGCGACCUCUAGCCAAGAUGGUCGAUUGACUUCUGUCCCAAAACAAGGCACAAAAUCGCUGUGGGCUCUGCAUCGUGGGGCUGUCGAUAUAUCAGAGCUUCCACUAUCUCCGUUUCCUGUUCCUAAAUCAAUGGGAGACUUUACCAUUAACCAAGAGCAGCCCAAGAAGCAUCAGAAGUCCCGCCGUCUGUAUCAACCCCGAAAUGACGCCAAAUCUACUAGCGGUCAGGAGAAGCUUGCUGCUAAUGAUGACACUAAACGCUUUUACCCCUUCGGUGUCGCCUCACCUCUCUCCGUGUCUAGGAUGUGUACACCAAACAUCGACACAAAUGUUGGGUCUUAUUGCUCUCCUAGUUCCUCUGGGAACAAUUCCUCUGCUCAAUCCACUCGUUCAAGCCUCGCAAUCGGUACCUGCACUAAGACUACUCCGGAAAAUCUUUAUUAUGAGCGCACUGCAAGUAUGACUAGCCGUGCCUUCGAGAAAAACAACUAUCCCCGUGAUGAUGGGGCUGAAUUUGACCUCUUUAAUCUAGGCGUAAAUGAUGAUGUCCCAGGUCAUUAUGCAGCCUUCUAA
Messenger RNA from Ophidiomyces ophidiicola, 1575 nucleotides. RefSeq lists its product as uncharacterized. NCBI's taxonomy places the organism in Eukaryota, Fungi, Ascomycota, Eurotiomycetes, Onygenales, Onygenaceae. The coding region runs from base 1 to 1575 and encodes 524 amino acids. Gene Ontology annotation, molecular function: metal ion binding. The record is from RefSeq and is a predicted model, not a curated record. The transcript has 4 exons.